Arvicanthis niloticus (Nile rat) is the source of this 2824-nucleotide messenger RNA. It is a transcript of the gene Ctnna3, whose product is annotated as catenin alpha 3. The record is from RefSeq and is a predicted model, not a curated record. Gene Ontology annotation, biological process: cell migration; cell-cell adhesion. Gene Ontology annotation, molecular function: actin filament binding; cadherin binding; beta-catenin binding. Lineage: Eukaryota; Metazoa; Chordata; Mammalia; Rodentia; Muridae. Gene Ontology annotation, cellular component: fascia adherens; adherens junction.
GCAACAUGUCGGCAGAAAGACCAAUAACCCUGAAUAUGGACAUGCAGGAUCUGCAGAUCCAAACAUUCACUGUGGAGAAGCUUCUGGAGCCUCUGAUAAUCCAGGUUACUACCCUGGUGAAUUGUCCGCAGAAUCCUUCCAAUAGGAAGAAAGGACGUUCAAAGAGAGCCAGAGUUCUCCUAGCUUCUGUGGAGGAAGCAACUUGGAAUUUGUUAGACAAGGGGGAGACGAUCGCUAAGGAAGCCACAGUUUUACAGGAAGAGCUCGCAGCUGCACUCCAGGAAGUUCGAAAAGAGAGCAAAGCUCUGAAGGUAUCAGCUGAGAGCUUUACAGACGACCCCUGUUACCUCCCAAAAAGGGAGGCCGUGGUUCAAGCCGCCCGCGCCCUGUUGGCAGCAGUUACAAGACUCCUUAUCCUUGCGGACAUGAUUGAUGUUAUGUGCCUCUUGCAGCAUGUGUCAUCUUUCCAAAGAACAUUCGAGUCUCUCAAAAAUGUUUCCAACAAAUCUGACCUCCAGAAAACCUACCAGAAGCUUGGGAAGGAGCUGGAAAGCUUGGAUUAUUUAGCCUUCAAACGCCAGCAGGACCUAAAAUCUCCAAGCCAGAGGGAUGAAAUCGCAGGGGCCCGGGCCACCUUGAAGGAGAACUCCCCCCUCCUGCAUUCAAUUUGUUCAGCAUGUUUGGAACAUUCCGAUGUCGCUUCGCUCAAAGCCAGUAAGGACACCGUCUGUGAAGAGAUCCAGAAUGCUCUUGAUGUAAUUUCAAAUGCUUCCCAGGGCAUCCAGAACGUGCCAGCACCUCCUGAACCUCAGGCAGCGACACUGGGAAGUGCUCUCGAUGAGCUAGAGAAUUUAAUUGUCCUGAAUCCACUCACAGUGACAGAGGAAGACAUAAGACCAUCACUAGAGAAACGCCUAGAAGCCAUCAUCAGUGGGGCUGCACUGUUGGCCGACUCGUCCUGCACCAGGGACCUCCACCGGGAGCGGAUCAUCGCUGAGUGCAAUGCCAUCCGCCAAGCUCUCCAGGACCUGCUGUCGGAGUACAUGAGUAACACUGGAAAAACAGAAAGGAGUAAUACCCUGAAUACUGCCAUCGUCAACAUGAGCAAGAAGACAAGAGACCUCCGCAGACAGCUCCGCAAGGCUAUUAUAGAUCACAUAUCAGAUUCUUUCCUGGACACAACAGUUCCACUCCUGGUCCUCAUUGAAGCAGCUAAGAAUGGACGAGUAAAGGAAAUCAAAGACUAUGCCGCCAUAUUUCAUGAGCACACUGGCAGGCUGGUGGAGGUGGCAAAUCUUGCUUGUUCCAUGUCAACGAAUGAAGAUGGGAUUAAAAUCGUCAGAAUUGCAGCCAAUCACCUGGAGACCCUGUGUCCACAGAUCAUAAAUGCUGCACUUGCUUUGGCAUCAAGACCCAAGAGUCAAGUGGUCAAAAACACCAUGGAGAUGUACAAGCGCACAUGGGAGCAUUACAUUCAUGUUCUCACUGAAGCAGUCGAUGACAUCACCAGCAUCGAUGACUUCCUGGCUGUAUCUGAAAGCCACAUCCUAGAAGAUGUCAACAAAUGCAUUAUAGCCUUGAGGGAUCAGGAUGCUGACAAUUUAGACCGAGCUGCAGGUGCCAUCAGAGGACGGGCCGCAAGAGUAGCUCACAUCGUCGUGGGUGAAAUGGAUAGUUACGAACCCGGUGCUUACACCGAAGGUGUGAUGAGAAAUGUCAACUUUCUUACAAGCACUGUGAUCCCAGAGUUCGUGACACAAGUGAAUGUUGCCCUGGAUGCCUUAAGCAAGAACUCACUGACUGCCCUUGAUGAUAAUCAGUUUGUGGACAUCUCAAAGAAGAUCUAUGACACAAUCCAUGAUAUCAGGUGUUCAGUCAUGAUGAUCCGGACUCCAGAGGAACUAGAGGAUGUUUCUGACCUUGAAGAUGACCAUGAGGUCCGCAGCCACACCAGCAUUCAGACAGAAGGGAAAACUGACAGGGCCAAGAUGACUCAACUGCCUGAGGCAGAAAAGGAAAAGAUUGCCGAGCAGGUAGCUGACUUCAAAAAGGUGAAGAGCAAGCUGGACGCAGAGAUUGAGAUAUGGGAUGACACAAGCAACGACAUCAUUGUUCUCGCCAAGAAGAUGUGCAUGAUCAUGAUGGAGAUGACUGACUUCACAAGGGGGAAAGGGCCACUAAAGCAUACCACUGAUGUAAUCUAUGCAGCUAAAAUGAUCUCAGAGUCAGGAUCAAGGAUGGAUGUUCUUGCUCGGCAGAUUGCUAACCAGUGUCCAGAUCCACCGUGCAAACAGGACUUGCUGGCUUACCUGGAACAGAUAAAAUUCUAUUCCCACCAGCUGAAAAUCUGCAGUCAAGUUAAAGCAGAAAUCCAAAACCUGGGGGGAGAGCUCAUCGUAUCAGCUUUGGACAGUGUCACCUCCCUGAUCCAGGCAGCCAAGAAUUUAAUGAAUGCUGUAGUGCAAACAGUGAAAAUGUCAUACAUUGCCUCCACCAAGAUCAUCCGCAUCCAGAGUUCUACAGGGCCCCGGCACCCAGUUGUCAUGUGGAGAAUGAAGGCUCCCGCUAAAAAGCCCUUGAUUAAAAGAGAGAAGCCAGAAGAAACAUGGGCAGCUGUCAGAAGAGGCUCCACCAAGAAAACGAUCCACCCAGUUCAAGUCAUGAGUGAAUUCAGAGGGAGACACGUCUACUGAAUACCCUCAUCCACUCUAAGUGCAAUUUCUACACCCCAGGCUAACCACACUGCUUUAUUUCAUGGUUCAUUGGUUCUUUAAUUUCACCAAGUUUUAGAGUUAAGCUCACAAAUAACAUAAAACAUUGGGGU